AUGGCUAGCAAUCGUAUGCGUCGCAUUGGAAAAGAGAUUGCGGACAUUCACGCAGAUGCCCACUCUCAAAUCAAGGCUGAGCCAUUUGGGAGCCAGGACGAUGUCACUCACCUAAGGGGCUCAUUUCCAGGGCCACCCGGCACCCCGUAUGAAGGUGGCACCUACAAUAUCGAUAUCAAAAUCCCCACCGACUACCCUUUCCGGCCACCUACUAUGAAGUUUGAGACCAAGGUGUGGCAUCCAAAUGUCAGCAGUCAAACGGGUGCAAUCUGCCUCGACACGCUUUCCAGCGCUUGGUCGCCAGUUCUGACUAUCAAGUCCGCUCUGCUUUCGCUGCAAUCUUUGCUUAGCACACCCGAGCCCAAAGAUCCCCAAGAUGCUGAAGUAGCUAAUAUGCUUCUCAAGUCACCCAAGGAGUUUGAGCGUGUUGCACGCGAGUGGGCAGUCAUCUAUGCUGGAGCUCCCGUGGGUAGUGCUAACAAUGGAAGCGGAUCAAGCCUAGAUGACGCCCGGAAAGGAGCUGACGAAGACAGCCUUGCAAAAUAUGAUGGAUACAACAAGAAUUUGAUCGAUCGUUUCACCAGCAUGGGUUUCGACGUUGAUCGUGUUGUGGCUGCUUUCCGAUAUGUCGGUGUCGAGCGACGAGGAGGUCAAGACUACGAGCUGGAAGAAGGUCGUAUGGGUGAUAUUGCCGCCCGACUUCUCGUCAAGAGCACCACCAUGAUUGAAGACGACAUUUACCGUGCCUCAUCCCAGUACCGACUGUGGUCAUAUACCGAGCCAUCUCUACAAUCUCUCCGAGCCUCGACGAAUGCAGUUGCCAGUGAGCGCGUGCGCGCCGCUUUGCGCAGAUCGCGCGAAACUCAUCAGUCAACCGCAUCCUCCGCGGCGGGAACACCACUACCGGAAAGCAAUACGGAAAUCAAGAACAAAGAUGGGAAGGAUGUUGAAUGUUUGACACCAGAGGAGGAGCUCGUUCUCGUGCGGUAUUACUGCGAGAAGACGCUAGAGCUGGGAGAGACAUACAAGCCACCAAUUCCGACCAUGGUCCGGGCCACCGCGAUCCAAUACCUCCGCCGCUUCUACCUAACCAAUUCACCCAUGACAUACCACCCAAAGUCGAUCAUGGCUUGUGCGCUCUUCGUCGCAAGCAAAACCGAUAAUUACUAUAUUUCUCUUCGGCAAUUUGCAGAUGGAAUCCCUGGCGACACAACGACAGAGGACGUCAUCGCACCAGAAUUCCUGCUCAUGCAGGGUCUCCGUUUCACUUUUGAUGUACGGCAUCCAUUCCGGGGACUCGAAGGCGGCGUCAUGGAACUACAAGCCAUCGCACAAGGCCAAGGCCAACCAGCCCCCCAUCUACCACAUGAGACCGCGGAAGAUCUGCAACAAGGAUUGCUGUCCAUCGCACCUCCUCCCGUCCCAUCGUCCUCAAUGUCAGAUCGAAUCGCUCGGGCCCACGGCACAACCCGUGAGCUGUUGAGAACCGCUGCGCAGAUGACAGACGCCUACUUCUUGUACACACCAUCCCAGAUCUGGUUUUCUGCCUUCUUACUGGCAGACCGUCCCCUGGCUGAGUUUUUGCUGGAUGUUAAACUCGGUGGUCCUGUCACGGCCACAAUCCCUGCCCCCGAAACAGACGAAAAUGGCUUGGUGAACCCUCUAUACGAAAUUCGCUCCAAGCUGCAUCACGUCUUGACCGAAUGCUCUACUCUUCUUCAAUCUUACACACCCCUCUCCUCCGACCCCGCGCAAAUGAAGAGUCUCAAGCGCAUCGCAAAGAAACUAUAUCAUUGUCAGAACCCUGAGAAGGUGAAUCUGGCUGCUUCCCAGAAACGGGAAUCGGCCCAACCAUCUACCGCUGUUCAAAGUGAUACUGGAGUGGUCACUUCUGAGAGCGAAACAGAACGCCUAGCUAAAAAGCGGAAAUUGGAACAAGAACAGAUCAUCCGUCAGGAUGAUAAUGUUUUUGGUCCGGAGUUGGUCACUCAGCGAACCAAGCAGUAA
Molecule: messenger RNA, 2007 nt
Organism: Penicillium expansum
Lineage: Eukaryota; Fungi; Ascomycota; Eurotiomycetes; Eurotiales; Aspergillaceae
Product: TFIIH complex kinase subunit CCL1
Exons: 5
Coding region: 1-2007 (668 amino acids)
Molecular function (GO): protein binding
Source: RefSeq, a predicted model, not a curated record